Anopheles cruzii is the source of this 1425-nucleotide messenger RNA. RefSeq names its product S-adenosylmethionine decarboxylase proenzyme (gene SamDC). Gene Ontology annotation, molecular function: adenosylmethionine decarboxylase activity. Gene Ontology annotation, cellular component: cytosol. The transcript is spliced from 7 exons. The record is from RefSeq and is a predicted model, not a curated record. Gene Ontology annotation, biological process: spermidine biosynthetic process; spermine biosynthetic process. Bases 46 to 1257 code for a protein of 403 amino acids. NCBI's taxonomy places the organism in Eukaryota, Metazoa, Arthropoda, Insecta, Diptera, Culicidae.
AAAAGUGAACUCUUACUGGCAGGAUAGCCACUAGCGCGUAGAAGAAUGGCUGAAUCGGAGGACAUGAGUAGUAGUAGUAAUAGUAGCAGUAAUGGCGGCAGCAGGGAGGACAUACACUUUUUCGAAGGCGUCGAAAAGCUGCUGGAGAUCUGGUUCGAGCCGAACCCAGCGAACAAGGGUGCCGAUUUGCGGAAAAUUCCCAGACCGAUGUGGGAUGCGCUGCUGAAAACGGUGCGCUGUGAAAUCAUUAGCUUCACCAGAAACGACCAGAUCGAUGCUUAUGUGCUAAGCGAGAGCAGCAUGUUUGUCUCGAAGCGGCGUUGGAUUCUGAAGACGUGCGGAACUACGACGCCUCUGCAGUGCUUCGAGCCGCUGCUUCGUCUCGCGUCCGAGAUCGGCGGCUACGCCGAGAUCGAGGAUCUGUUCUACUCGCGCAAGAACUACAAGCGCCCGGAGCUGCAGGUUUCGCCGCACCGCGGCUUCGAGGAGGAGGUCGCCUUCCUUGACUCAUAUUUCGACGAUGGGCGCGCCUACAGUCUCGGGGCGAUCAACCGCGACUGCUGGCAUCUGUACACGCUGAGCCGCGGGGGAGGGGGCUCCAAUGUUAAGAAACGCAACGGCCACAUUCAUCAGCUGCACCGCGAGCAGCAGCAGCAGCAGCAGCAGCAUCUUCAUCAUCUUUCGGCUGACCAACAGCAACAUGAGCUGCAGACGAUUGAGGCAGCCAUGAUGAUGCAGGAGCUGCCGGACCCAGACCAGACGAUCGAAAUCCUGAUGACCGAUCUCGAUCCGAAGGUGAUGGCCAUUUUCACCAAAGAUGAGUGCAGCACGGCCAACGAGGCUACGCAGAAAUCGGGAAUUCAUAGACUCAUUCCCGGCAUGGUCAUCGAUGAUUAUCUCUUCGAUCCGUGCGGCUAUUCCAUGAAUGGCAUUUCGAAGAAUUGUGGAAAAAAAUACAAAGAGGGAUGCUACAUGACCAUCCACAUCACUCCGGAGCCGGAAUUUUCGUACGUCAGCUUCGAGAGCAACCUUGCGUCGACGGCGUACGCCGAGCUUAUUUCGCGCGUAAUUCGCACUUUCCAGCCGGGAAAGUUCAUUGUGACGGUGUUUGCGAAUAAGACAUCACCAGCCGCGAACGCGAACCGCGAGAUUGAACAUCUGGGAACCAUCGACCAGUGGAAGCGCCGCGAUAUCCAAUAUUCGCGCUUUUCGGGCUACGACCUUACGUACGCCCAAUACUGCAAAUACCCUAGCUGAGACUUACCGUGCCCGGCUCCUGCCUUAGGGGCUACCUCCUCCCUCCCUUCCCUUGCUCCUUCUUCCAUCCCGUCCCUCUGUUCGGCUUCCCGCACGGCGCCUGAUGCGUUCUCUGGCGACUGUGUAUCGCACCCGAUUACUACUCCUUAUCCUCCUCCGAAGCAAUAU